UCCGGGACAUGAAUGCUCUAGAAUGUUGCAGAAGGCUGUAGCAGCUGCGCGUGCUAGUGUGUUUGGCAGGGGAGUGACGUCACCGGCGGCCGCUGGCUGGUAGGCAGCGCGUGAGAGUUGCGGCGGGUGUUGACAGAGAGAGCGGACCCGCCUCGUGCUCGGUACGCGGUACGGUUCGGGCAGCAGGACGCGCUCGCGCGCUCGCUCGCGGACAGUGUCUAUAGAGCUCCAUACCUUCAGCUGUCAGUCAACAGAGCAGUGGGAAUCUGUUGAAGGUGAAGACAGGAAUUAAAGUAGAGCCCAGAGGAGGCAGGAGCCAUGCUGUGCUGGGGUAAUGCCUCCUAUGGCCAGCUCGGAUUGGGUGGAAUCGAUGAAGAAAUAGUGGUUGAACCUCGUAAAUGUAGCUUCUUCAAUGGGAAGCUGGUGUGGGACGUGGGCUGUGGGAGGAGACACACCGUCUUCCUGCUGGGAGAUGGGACUGUGUAUACGUGUGGAUGCAAUGACCUGGGACAGCUGGGGCACGAAAAGACACGCAAGAAACCAGAGCAGGUUGUGGCUCUGGAUGCUCAGAACAUCGUGGCGGUGUCGUGCGGUGAGUCCCACACUCUGGCUCUGAAUGAUAAAGGGCAGGUGUUUGCGUGGGGUCAGGCGUCGGAGGGGCAGCUCGGCCUCGCCAACAUGGAGGACUGCGUCCGUGUGCCCAGAAACAUUAAGAGUCUGUCAGAGGUUCAUAUUGUGCAGGUAACCUGUGGAUAUCGACAUUCCCUGGCUCUUUCCAGACGGGGUCAGAUCUUCUCCUGGGGGCAGAAUAAGUACGGGCAGCUGGGACUGGGUAAAGAGGGACCCAGUGUUCUGACCCCACAGCUGGUCCAGUCCUUACUGGGAAUCCCUUUUGCCCAGAUCUCGGCGGGCGGUGCCCACAGCUUCGGGCUCACCCUGUCUGGAGCUGUUUUUGGUUGGGGGAGAAACAAGUUUGGACAGCUGGGUCUUAAUGAUAACAGUGAUCGCUGUGCUCCCUGCCUGCUGAAGACGCUCAGAUCUCAGAGAGUAGUUUAUAUCUGCUGUGGGGAGGAUCAUACUGCUGCACUGACCAAGGAGGGAGGCGUGUUCACGUUUGGAGCUGGAGGAUACGGCCAGCUGGGACACAACACCACCAACCAUGAGAUUAACCCCCGGAAGGUGUUUGAGCUGAUGGGGAAUGUAGUUACACAGAUAUCCUGUGGUAGGCAGCACACCAUGGCGUUCAUCCCGUCCUCUGGGAAGAUCGAUUCCUUCGGUCUUGGUGGAAACGGCCAGCUCGGCACUCGCUCCACCUGCAACCGGAAGAGCCCUGCGCCUGUAAAAGGUCAAUGGAGAGCCUAUAAUGACCCCAUUCCAAUGGAAGAAGAGGCUGAAGAGUUCUACUGUGUAAAGAGAAUUUAUGCUGGAGGAGACCAAAGUUUCGCUUACUGCCAGUGUCCUCAGAACACCUCUCCUCCGGAGGAUCUGAGGGUACAGAACAGCACUCAGCACGUCUUAACCUUAAACAGCGACCUCAUCCAGAAGUGGCUGGACCACGGCCACGGACGCCUGUCCCCUGAGAUCACAGAUGAGAUUGAUCUGGUGUUCUCCUCAGCGAGCUGCCUCAAUGGGAGUUUUCUGUCCACAAGUCAUCCGGGUCACUACAGCACUAGUGGUAAAUGCUCAGGGGUGGAUGAGAACAUGGCUCGGGUUCUGUUCAGUCGACUCAUCCAGACCGAUUACCCUCACAUCUCACAGCAGGUCGCCGCCAGUCUGGAGAAGAACCUGAUCCCCAACCUCAGCAGCUCUCCUCCAGACAUCGAGGCCCUGAGACUCUACCUCACCCUCCCGCAGUGCCCGCUCUUCAGCAACCCCAACACCUACAUCACCCUCGCCAUCCCCUUCGCCAAGGCCGUCACCAGCCUGAAGCCGGCGGCUCUGAAGGUGCUGGGGAACUGGUGGUCUCGGAUUGAACCGGCAGUGUUCCAGGGUAUGGUGGAGUUGUAUAAAGACGUGGUUGUGUAUCUGUUGCGAAUGCAGAAGGUGGGAAUUCCACCAUCUGAACACAGAUUAUUUACCUGCUUCCUCAGCACCUGCCUCAGGUUCCUGGAGAUCCUGCACUCAGUGAACGAGCGAUCAGGGCAGAUCAUUCAGUACGAUAAGUUCUACAUCCAUGAGCUGGAGGAGCUGGUGGAUAUCAGGCAGGAGUACGUGAGCUGGCUUCAGCAACAGUUCUCUGUGCAGCCCAUAGACUCUCAGGUCAGUCUGUGCAGAUACUCCUUUAUUCUGGACGCGCAGGCGAAGACGACGCUGCUGCAGAUUGAUGCCGUUUUCCAGAUGCAGUUGGCUGUUGACCAGGCAAACAGGCUCAGCUCUAUGUACCUGUCGGGAGCAGCGAUGGAGUCUGUGAACCCCUGCCUCAUUCUCAUCGUCCGCAGAGAGAACGUGGUGGGAGACACCAUGGAGGUUCUGAGGAAGUCCAAAAACGUGGAUUAUAAGAAGCCUUUGAAGGUGAUCUUUGUUGGAGAGGAGGCUGUGGACGCUGGAGGAGUGAGGAAAGAGUUUUUUCUCCUGAUCAUGAAGGAACUGCUGGACCCAAAAUACGGCAUGUUCCGCUACUACGAGGAGUCCCGGCUGAUCUGGUUCGCUGAUAAGACGUUUGAAGAGGUAGAUUUAUUCCACCUGAUUGGAGUGAUCUGUGGAUUGGCGAUUUAUAAUCUGACUAUAGUAGAGCUGAACUUCCCUGUGGCCUUGUAUAAGAAGCUCCUGAAGAGGACCCCUACUCUGGACGACCUGAAGGAGCUGAUGCCUGAUGUUGGCAGGAGUCUGCAGCAGUUGCUGGACUACACUGAGGAUGAUGUUGAGGAAACAUUCUGCUUAAACUUUACAAUCACAGUGGAGAACUUCGGUGCUACUGAGGUUUUGGAGCUGGUGCCUAAUGGAAUGGACAUUAAUGUAAACAAUCAUAACAGGCAGGACUUUGUAAAUGCGUAUGUGGACUACAUCUUCAACACCUCGGUGGCGCAGCUGUUUAAUGCCUUUCAUGCUGGAUUCCAUAAAGUGUGUGGUGGGAAUGUUCUGGAACUUUUUCAGCCUAAUGAACUGCAGGCAAUGGUAAUAGGGAAUACGAACUACGACUGGAAGGAGCUGGAGCAGAGUGCAGAAUACAAGGGUGAAUACUGGGCCGGACAUCCCACUAUCAAACUAUUCUGGGAAGUUUUCCACGAGUUACCUCUGGAGAAGAAAAAGCAAUUCUUGUUGUUCCUCACCGGCAGCGAUCGUAUCCCCAUUCUGGGAAUGAAGAGUCUGGCGCUGGUGAUCCAGCCCACCGGCGGCGGGGAGCACUACCUACCUGUGGCCCACACCUGCUUCAACCUGCUGGACCUGCCCAAGUACAACAGCCGCCAGAUCCUCCAGGAGAAGCUCCUGAAGGCCAUCGAACACAAUCAGGGCUUUAACCUCGCCUGAGGAACGUCUGCAGCGUCGCUGUGGAACUUCAGGCGUCUUCAGACUGUAGAUUAUUUGAUAUUCCCGACUGUAAACACUGAUUUAUCAGUGAUUUAAUGAAAGAGCUGCGUUUUAUACGAGUGCGUGAUUCUAUAAGGGUCUGCGAGUUUGAGGUUCGGAGUUAAAGCAUUAAUAUUUCUGUAUUUUACUUUCUUAAGAAGCUUCUGAAGAGUUCUGUAACAUGGAGAACAGGUUCUUGAUACGUUCUUCGGUGGUGUUGGUCACAAAGAAUAAGAAUUACGAGCAUUGUUAAUUUUUUAUUAUUUGUUCAGUUUAAUUAUUUUCACUAAAUAUAAAAUCUAUAGGUAAUUGGCUUAAAUUGAAUAAAUCUCUGCUGGAUUCAGUAAAACACACUGAUUUCUUUCUACAUAAUAAAAGUGUAUUUAUUGAUGUAACGGAUGGUUGAGCGGUAAACACUGUACAGCAGCCUUUUCUCACAAACCUGCUGCAACCAUGUGAAUAUUGACAGAAGCUUUGAUUUUUUUGGGGCCGAUGUCAUAAAUAAAAUAUACAGCUUUUUCACA
Messenger RNA from Astyanax mexicanus (Mexican tetra), 4031 nucleotides. RefSeq names its product HECT and RLD domain containing E3 ubiquitin protein ligase 4 (gene herc4). Gene Ontology annotation, molecular function: ubiquitin-protein transferase activity. The coding region runs from base 319 to 3468 and encodes 1049 amino acids. The transcript is spliced from 24 exons. The record is from RefSeq and is a predicted model, not a curated record. Lineage: Eukaryota; Metazoa; Chordata; Actinopteri; Characiformes; Acestrorhamphidae.